Messenger RNA from Symbiodinium sp. CCMP2592, 771 nucleotides. The record is from the annotation of a GenBank genome assembly. Lineage: Eukaryota; Dinophyceae; Suessiales; Symbiodiniaceae.
AUGAGAUGUGAGCCCCCAUCGAAGGCUUACAACAAGCUGAAGCGGGCCGUUCUCCAGCUGCUCACUCGAGAGCUCAGUGAGUUCCAGAUCCAGGAGCUAAGGGCCAAGUUCAUGGCCCUGGACACCCAUGGAGAUGGGCUCCUCUCUCCCGAGGAGUUAGUCGAAGGAAUGCGGCACGUCGGUUACGAGAUGAGUGAAAAGGAGCUGGAGCAGGUGAUGGCUGCCCUGGACGGCAGCGGCAGCCAGCGCAUCGGCUACAAGGAGUUCAUCUCUGCGCUGAUCGAGCGACGGGUGAAGUUCGACCGACAACAGCUUUUCGAGUGCUUCAAGAAGUUCGACAAGCAAGGCAUCGGACGAAUCACGUACCAGGCAGCUGUGUUUCAGAUGUUUCUGAACCUCUCACCCUCGAUUGCCAAAAUACUGAAACCUGAAUGUCUACGCUUGAAACCUGACUUCGGCCUUGGGUUCCGGUUCGACACUUGGGAUUUAGUAGUUGUAUGGAUUGAGAUGUUGGAGGGACUUUGCCUUCCCUGGUUGAUGGUAUUUACCAGAUUGGCCAUGUUACUCAGCAUACUUCAGGCGAAAAGCCGUUUCCAAAAAGGACAACGUAAGCAAGCAUCAAACAGUGAUGUGGCGCACCCUACCUCGAGAAUCAUAGUUGCCAACAUCAGCAUCUCAUCGUCACCAAAUUUCCUGGUCACUCUCAUCCUCACAACCGCUGUCAUCUUUUUCGUUGCUUGUGUUUUAUGGUUCUCACACGUGAGGUCUUGA